Molecule: messenger RNA, 1782 nt
Organism: Centruroides sculpturatus (bark scorpion)
Lineage: Eukaryota; Metazoa; Arthropoda; Arachnida; Scorpiones; Buthidae
Product: suppressor of lurcher protein 1-like
Exons: 8
Coding region: 255-1280 (341 amino acids)
Cellular component (GO): plasma membrane
Source: RefSeq, a predicted model, not a curated record
AAUCUUGAUUCAAUCUUGUGUCAAUCGGUGACGAAAUAUUUCUUCCAUCGGAAAAUAAAAAGAAAAGAGAAGAGGAGGGAGAGUUAGUUUGAUCCAACACAAUCUCUCGCUGCCAUAGCAACGACUGCGGGACUCACCUGAACCCAUUCAAACCGCAUCGUGCAUCUUCCACGCAUGCUCUUACAUUCUCCAUCCACAUCUACAACGUUCAGUCGGCCAAAAGCAUCAGCACAUUUUGGCCAAACUGACAAUCCAUGGCUCCCGUUGGCCGUGUUUGCAACGGAAACAUCCAGGCAACAGGACAGAUGUGGGUAGUUUUCUUAGUUUGGACAUCGACAGUCAAUUGCGGCGAUUGGAAGUCGCAUGGAGUUGCCACCAGUUGUGAUCAGACAAUCAGUAGUGAGACAUCCAAGAAUGGAACUUUUACGAGUCCGAAUUAUCCAGAAGCUUAUCCUUCAAACGUAUUUUGUGUUUAUCAAUUUGAAGGCAAAAAGGAAGAAAGGGUGCAAAUUUUAUUCACAGAUUUUGAUCUGUACAUGCAUCAAGAGUCGACUAAAGAAUGCGAAGGAGUGGAUUCGUUAGUAGUGUUUAUUACUGUCAAUGGGCAAAAAGAACAAAUUGAUAAUUUCUGUGGUAAUGAAUUGCCAGCUCAAUUAAUGUCAAAUGGUCCUACCAUGACAGUUCAGUUUCGCAGUUAUCAUUCCUCCAAAAAUGUCAAAGGAUUUCGUGCAAUUUAUAGGUUCGUAACAAAUUUUGGUAUGACAGCUGGAAGGCAAGAUUCCAAAAUAGAUUGUCGUCUCAACUUUAAUAGUACUGAAAGAACCAAUGGUACAUUCACAUCUCCGAAUUGGCCCGGUUAUUACCCACGAGAUACCGAAUGUCAUUAUUUAUUUUAUGGCAAUGGAAGCGAACGUGUCUACAUAACUUUUGCUUAUUUUGACGUGGAUGGAAUUCCUCCUUGUGAGAGCGAUAGUGCUAGUGAUUAUGUGGAAUUUUCCAAUUUUCGCACGGUUGACAGAAAAAUUCCGAAACAUUGUGGUUCUAGAAAGCCAAAGGUUAUCGAAUCGGAUGGUGAUUUCUUUCGUGUUACAUUUAAAUCUAACGAUAAGUUCGAUGGUACUGGAUUCGAGGCCUUUUAUCAGUUCAGAAACUAUAAUGAUCCAUUUACUAUCAAACGUGUAGCUACAACGUCGGGAGUAACGCGGUCUUUCUCUUUGAUUCACCAGAUGGCAGCAAUAUUCAUAUCCACCAUUUUUGCUUUGGCAAUAUUUAAAAUAUAAUGGCGUAAGACGAAAUAAACCAUAUCCAAGAAAAGAAAUAAGAAAUUCAGAGAAGUAUAAAUAUUUUCUGAAUAAGUAAAAGAAAAUAUCAACAGAAUUGCCUAAGAAGUUAUGGACUAAAUCACUUUGUUAUAAAGAAAAAACAGUAACAAAAUGGCGAUGCGUACACGAAACUCUAUUCACUUUCUUUACAUUUAACGCUUUAAUUUACUUCUUAAAAAAAUUAAUUUUUGCUACGAAAAUCCACUGCCAAAUAAUUAAUUUUUAAUUAAAAUCAAUUUUUUGCAUUGAUACAUAAUGAAGCAUCGCUAUAAUUUUAAGUCUUUUCUAUGUUUUUAAGCCGAAGAAUACUCACAAAAAAUAUUUAUAAUAUUUUAUAUUCUUAAAAAAUACGAAUUAUUAUUAUAUGAAAUAAUUUGUUCUUUCCGUAAUUUUCGUUUUAAAUUACAAAUUAUCACUGUAAAGAUAAAUGCAUUGUAAUAUAUAGUUAUAUAUAUUAAUA